Molecule: messenger RNA, 672 nt
Organism: Prorocentrum cordatum
Lineage: Eukaryota; Dinophyceae; Prorocentrales; Prorocentraceae
Source: the annotation of a GenBank genome assembly
AUGCCACGAAGGAGGCCCACGCUCGGGCCGAGGGCGAGCUCCGCGAGGCGCUGGAGGCGGUGCAUGCCGGGCUCUCCGCGGGCCUCGAGGCCCACAGAGGCGCGGGUGCCACCCGCGCAGAGGUCGCCGAGCUGGAGCGCUCGCUCGCGGCCGCCGCGGCCGCGGCGCGGACGUGGCACAGGCCGAGCGCAGGGGCCAAGACGGCCUGGACGAGCUCGACCGUCGCGUGCGCGAGGGUUUCUCGACCUUGGCGAUCUCCAGGAGCUGCGGGACGACAUCGGCGCCGUGGCGCAGGCCGCCGAGGACACCUCCGCAGGGCUUCAGACGCUGGCCAGGGACGUCGCCUUCGAGCGGGCCGCGCUGUCGGAGUACCGGCAGGAGCAGGGCGCCCUGUCCGGCAAGGUGGCCGCGGCCGCGCGGUCGGUGGGCGAGGUGCGCGACGCGGUGGAGGGCUGGAGGGCGCAGGCCGACGCGCGGUGCCAGAGGCACGAGCAGCAGCUCGCGGACCUGGGCGAGUUCGACCGGCGCUUCCUGGAGCAGUGGAAGCGGCGGGCCGAGGCCCAGGAGCGGGGCCGCGCCCUCGCCGCCUCGGGGCACGGGCGCGGCCGCCGAUGGCACGGCGGCCGGCACGAGGGUCAGGAGCAGCUCCCUCGAGGGAGCACAGCACCCUGA